CUGCAACAGCUUCUUAUUUACCUGCAGCUGCUACAGCAUCAGCUACAACAUUAACUUCAUCAACUGAUAUUGCAUCUGUAGGUUGGUGUAUAUUUGUUUAUAAUCUAGCACCUGAAAUAGAAGAGAAUAUGUUAUGGCAAUUAUUUGGACCAUUUGGUGCUGUACAAAAUGUUAAAAUAAUACGUGAUUUUCAAACACAAAAAUGUAAAGGUUUUGGUUUUGUAACGAUGACUAAUUAUGAUGAAGCAUUAAUGGCUAUUAAUUCGCUUAAUGGUUUUACACUUGGUAAUCGUGUAUUACAAGUAUCAUUUAAAACCAAUAAACCAAUGCCUAUUCGCGCUUUCUAG
Molecule: messenger RNA, 347 nt
Organism: Adineta steineri
Lineage: Eukaryota; Metazoa; Rotifera; Eurotatoria; Adinetida; Adinetidae
Source: the annotation of a GenBank genome assembly